AGUUCGUCCUGUCCAAGUACGGCUAUCUGCGUUGUCACGUAACCAGAAGACGGCGGGAAGCAACUCAUCCCCGUCACCGGGCCAUGACGUCACACUUCAGCAGCUUCCUGUCCAGCCUGGCGAUGGUGGAGGAGGGCGGGGAGGAGACCUGCGACGAGUCUGAGGUCCAGAAGGCUAUCCGGAACUACCAGAGGACGUACAAUUUGCCGGAGACAGGCGAGCUAGACGAGGAGACCAAGUCGUUCAUGAGCACCUCCCGGUGCGGUAACAAGGACAGCGAGAAGGAUAAGAGCGCGCCUCUGGGAGACGAGGAGGCCCUGAAUGUCCUGGUGACGGACAGCCAGACGGCAGCUCGCGCGCACCAUCACAACAACCAGCACUCACCCGUCAUGGACGACGGGGAGGACAAUUUUUCCUCCACCUCCAACGGCCAUCGCUUGUGGAGGCGGUCCGCCCGCCGCGGGGCCACCAGCCAACUGUACAAACUUCUGGCCGGGGACAAACCCACCAGCCGCCCACAGAGCGCUCACAGAAGACAUUUACAGGAGUACGUGCAGAGACUGAAGCGUGACGUCACAGGUAAGAGAAGACUGUUGCAUAAAUACACGGCCCGCGAGCGGAAAAAGCGAUCUGUUCAUGUAUGGACUCCCAAUUCCCUCCCCUUGGGGAAGUAUAUCGGCGAGAACGGAGAGCUUUUCAACAAGGACGUUGUCCGUUGGCGUCUGCUCACCACUGGUUUUAGCACGCGCAUCCCUGUGGAGGACCAGAGGGCGACCAUUGACCUGGCCUUCCGCAUGUGGAGUGAGGUGAUCCCGCUCAAGUUCGUGGAGGACACGAGCAGUGAUAUACACAGCGUGGACAUUGAGAUCGCUUUUGGGAAAGGCUCCCACCAGAACUGCGAGCAUGACUUCGAUGGCAAUGGGGGCGAAAUCGCUCACUCGUGGAACGCUGGCAACAUGCACUUUGACGACGAGGAAAACUUUAAGUCUAUCCGCUCUUACAGACAAACAGGGGUGUGCAAAGGCUCGUUCAACACGGCGUUCGACUGGGUGCGGCGUAGACCGGACAACCAGUUCAUCUACAACACCUACUUCUUCCGAAACAACCACUACUGGAUGUACGAGAACCACGCCAACCGCACGCGCUACGGAGACCCGCUGUACAUCGCGCGUGAGUGGGACGGGGUGCCUGAUGGCCUUGACGGAUACGUGCACGUGUGGCUCUUCAAUGGUGCCGAUGUUAUGGACGAUGCUUACUUCUUCAAAGG
This is a messenger RNA of Aplysia californica (California sea hare), 1267 nucleotides long. RefSeq lists its product as uncharacterized. Gene Ontology annotation, molecular function: metalloendopeptidase activity; zinc ion binding. The record is from RefSeq and is a predicted model, not a curated record. Gene Ontology annotation, cellular component: extracellular matrix. Lineage: Eukaryota; Metazoa; Mollusca; Gastropoda; Aplysiida; Aplysiidae. Gene Ontology annotation, biological process: proteolysis; extracellular matrix organization; collagen catabolic process.